Molecule: messenger RNA, 249 nt
Organism: Paramecium sonneborni
Lineage: Eukaryota; Ciliophora; Oligohymenophorea; Peniculida; Parameciidae
Source: the annotation of a GenBank genome assembly
AUGGAAAAUUAAAAAAAUCAAAAAAUAUUGUUAAGCACUAAUAUACAGAAAAACUAAGAUUCAAAACUUCAUGUUGUUGAUUAAAUGAAUUCAAUUACUAAAGAAUAUUAAAAUAUCAUGGAAAAAUUUUAACAAGAAAUUUUUUAAGCUAAAGAAAUUAAUAAAGAAAAAAAUGAAAAAAGAUCCGAAAAGCUAAAAAAUAUUCCAACUUUUACUAAUUUAUUAUAAAGAACAUAAGUUGAGAGAUGA